GCUAGAGACCCUGCAGAAGGAGAAAAGCUACAAGUGCGUCGCCGCUGUGUCUAGCUCCCUGGCAAAGGAGACUCUACCCCGGCUUGCCGCAGCGCUGGAUGUGCAGCCUGUCACAGACAUCCUGGAGGUUGCAGAGGAGGACGGCGUCUAUCGUCGACCCAUGUAUGCCGGGAAUGCAAUCGCCACAGUGCAGAGUGCCGACGACGUGCGCCUUUUGACCUUCCGGCAAACAGCUUUUGAGGCCGCGGGAGCAGCAUCCUCAGCGGCGCCCGUGGAGGCCCUGGACGUGAAGCCCGGUGCGGGCGCAGGCAUCCAGUGGCUCAAGGACUCCGAGGCUCAGAGCGACAAACCUCAGCUGAACUCCGCAAGCCGAGUGGUUGCAGGGGGGCGGGGCCUGAAAAACGGCGAGAACUUCGAGAAGGUUCUCGAACCAUUGUGCGAUAAGCUCAAGGCGGCGCUGGGCGCCAGCCGUGCGGCCGUGGAUGCAGGCUUCGUGCCCAAUGAACUCCAGGUGGGCCAGACAGGGAAGGUAGUGGCUCCACAGCUCUACAUUGCUGUUGGCAUCAGCGGGGCCAUCCAACACCUUGCCGGGAUGAAGGACUCCAAGACCAUCGUGGCCAUCAACAAAGAUGCCGAUGCACCCAUCUUCCAGGUCGCCGAUUACGGGCUCGUCACGGACCUCUUUGAAGCGGUUCCAGAACUGACCAGCAAGAUCUGA
Messenger RNA from Symbiodinium pilosum, 718 nucleotides. NCBI's taxonomy places the organism in Eukaryota, Dinophyceae, Suessiales, Symbiodiniaceae. The record is from the annotation of a GenBank genome assembly.